AUGGCCGGAGGAGUCAAGAAACCCGUGAACGUGUUCAAGCUGAAGAACUUGAACGAGCCCAGCGAGAUCUUCAAUUGGAAGAUAUGGUUCGCCGUCUUCUCGUUUGGCCUGCUGGGCGCCGCCCGCGGUGUAGACGAAGGGUUGAUAUCAGGAGCUUUCAAUUCCAAGGACUUCCAGAAGACCAUCCACUAUGACACAUACUCCAAGGUGGAACAGGCCAACAUCAAGGCGAACGUCUCCGCCAUGGUCCAGAUCGGCAGCGUCGCAGGCGCUCUCUUUGCCUUCGUGAUCUGUGAUCGCAUCGGUCGUAUCUGGGCAACCCGGCAGCUCUGCCUCAUCUGGAUCGUCGGCAUCGCCAUCUUCAUGGGCGCCAACGGGAACCUGGGCGCCGUGUACGCGGGGCGCUUCAUCGCCGGGCUCGGGGUCGGCCAGACGCCCGUGGUCGGCCCCAUCUACAUCGCCGAGAUAGCGCCGGCAAGCAUCCGCGGGCUGUGCACGUGCAUCUUCACGGGCUUCGUCUACCUGGGCAUCGUGCUCGCCUACUUCACCAACUACGGCUGCGAGGUCAACCUCGGCGACACGAGCCACGCGCGCUGGCAGGUGCCCACGUCGCUGCACAUCAUCUUCGCCGGCGUCAUCUUCUGCCUCUCCUUCUUCCAGCACGAGUCCCCCCGCUACCUGAUCAAGCGCGGCAGGGCCGAGCAGGCGCUCCGGGUCAUGUCGCGGCUGCGCAAGCUGCCGCCGGACCACGAGUACGUGGUGCGCGAGAUCAACGCCAUCACGCUCAGCCACCACGAGGAGCUGGAGUCGACCCGGGGCGCCGGCUGGCUCGGCGUCGUCAAGGAGCUCUUCCUGGUGCCGGGCAACCUGUACCGGCUGUACCUGACGCUGAUGGCCCAGAUCAUGUCGCAGUGGUCGGGCGCCGGGUCCAUCACGCUGUACGCGCCCGACCUGUUCAGCCUGCUGGGCAUCACGGGCAAGAGCGAGUCGCUGCUGGUGACGGCCGUGUUCGGCAUCGUCAAGCUCAUCGCCGCCGUGCUGUGCGCGCUCUUCCUCGUCGACGUCAUCGGCCGCAAGCGCGCCCUGAUGCUCGGCAUCGCUCUGCAGGCCAUCUCCAUGGUCUACGUGGCGGGCUUCCUGUCGGGCGUUCCCGAGCUCGGCGUCGUGCCGGGCUACGAGCUGACGAGGGACGAGCUGGGCCCCUCCAAGGGCGCCAUCGCCAUGAUCUACGUGUCGGGCUUCGGCUGGGCCCUGGGUUGGAACAGCAUGCAGUACCUGCUGACGGCCGAGCUGUUCCCGCUGCGCAUCCGCGCCCUCAGCACGUCGCUGGCCAUGACCUUCCACUUCGCCAACCAGUACGGCAACGCGCGUGCCGUGCCCAACAUGCUGCUGCCCAUCGCCGACGGCGGCGCCUCGCCCAAGGGCACCUUCUGGUUCUUUGCCGCCGUCACCCUGCUCGGCGGCCUCUGGGUCUGGUUCUUCGUGCCCGAGACCGCUGGCCGCACCCUCGAGAGCAUGGACCGCCUGUUCUCGCUGCCGUGGUACCGCAUCGGCCGCCACGGCAACAGGGACGCCGACGAGCAGGACCGCGCCUACGACGAGAAGCAAGCCGAGGCGGACCGUGGGGCCGCUACCCACACCGAGCAGAAGGAGAAGGUUGUCGGUGACGAUGGGAAGGUAUAG
Phialemonium atrogriseum is the source of this 1683-nucleotide messenger RNA. RefSeq names its product quinate permease. Gene Ontology annotation, biological process: carbohydrate transport; transmembrane transport. Gene Ontology annotation, molecular function: carbohydrate:proton symporter activity. Bases 1 to 1683 code for a protein of 560 amino acids. Lineage: Eukaryota; Fungi; Ascomycota; Sordariomycetes; Cephalothecales; Cephalothecaceae. Gene Ontology annotation, cellular component: membrane. The transcript is spliced from 3 exons. The record is from RefSeq and is a predicted model, not a curated record.